Prinia subflava (tawny-flanked prinia) is the source of this 489-nucleotide messenger RNA. RefSeq names its product chromosome unknown C19orf53 homolog (gene CUNH19orf53). NCBI's taxonomy places the organism in Eukaryota, Metazoa, Chordata, Aves, Passeriformes, Cisticolidae. The record is from RefSeq and is a predicted model, not a curated record. The coding region runs from base 69 to 356 and encodes 95 amino acids. The transcript is spliced from 3 exons.
GGUGUAUCCCGGCGUGCCCCGCGCGCCGCUUCCCGGCCUGCUCCGGCUCGGGGGCGCGAGCGGCGGCGAUGGCGCAGGGCCGGCCCAAGGCCUCGGCCAAGCGUCCUAAGGCGGCGGCGGCGGCAGCGGCGGCGGCCCGGGGGACUCGGGGCCCGCGGAAGGGAGGCCGCACCAUCGCCCCGAAGAAGCUCCGCGUGAUCCAACAGCAGAAGCUGAAGAAGCGCCUGGAGGUCGGGAUCCGGAUGCGGAUCGAGCGGGAGACCGUGCAGCGCGCCCAGGGCGGGCUCCCCAAAAAGCUGGCCCUGGUCACGGCGCCGACCCCCGCCAAAGACAAAGCCAAGAAGGGCCGCGGCUGAGCCCCCCCGGGGACCGUCCCCUGAACCCCCCCAGUGACCUUCGCGAGGCUCUGGGGAAGUCUGGGCUGUUCUCAAGCCCCCACCGCUUUUUAAUAAAAGGGAUUUGCGGGCGGCGUCCCGCACACACCCACAA